Messenger RNA from Verruconis gallopava, 1845 nucleotides. RefSeq lists its product as uncharacterized. NCBI's taxonomy places the organism in Eukaryota, Fungi, Ascomycota, Dothideomycetes, Venturiales, Sympoventuriaceae. The transcript has a single exon. The coding region runs from base 612 to 1835 and encodes 407 amino acids. The record is from RefSeq and is a predicted model, not a curated record.
CUGCAUUGCUGCUUUCCCUCUGAACCUCCCUCGCCCUCGUCUUCCCACCUCCCGGCGCUUCCCAUCUCGCUUUUCUUCCUUCUCGGCCUCGUCCUUCCCUCACUCCUCCCGCUCGUCCUCUCAAAACCCUUGCGCCAGAUCCCGCCAGUCCUGUUCGUUUCGAUUGUGCCUUUGUGCUGCGUCGUGCUCCGUCGUCGGCCGCCUUGCGCCCACUGUCCCGCUCCGUUUCGCUUAGCCGUCCGCCGUGCUGAAACCGAGCUGGGCGCAGAUCAGGCCUGGUUCUGCACAUCCCUCGUUCCGGCCGUGGGCUGCGCAACCGCAUCCGUAAUCUGCACGGCAGCUCAGCCUUGGGCCGCCCAGACCCCGAUAUAGACCUUGCUAUUCCUCUGCUCACCGCGCCCUCCGCCUCCUCUUGCGAGAAUUUAAAAAAAAAAACCUCCUAAGAAAGCUAUCGCCACCGUCGCCACCGUCGUUACGGCUUGGAUUGCACUGCUCGAAAGGCACAAAAAACAACCCACAACAGUCCCCAACAAUGUGUUGACACUCGCCCGCUCGACAUCGUCCUUCGGCCCAUUCCACACCGCGAGGCUCCAAAGCCCAAACAAAAAACAAUGACCUCCCUCGGAAGCCGCAGCUUUGCUCCGCACGGCAAGAUCCACAAGCGGGCCGGCUCCGCUUCGUCCUCACUGCAGUCGCCGACCCUUCCGCCCGCGCUGGAGAACUUCCCCUCGGACUACAAGAGCACGCCCGAGUUCAGGCCGGUCAGGUACACGGACGAGCAAUGGGAGGUGCAGCCAAAGGUCGCCGCAAACAAGAUCAAGCCGUACCUGCGCAAGCUGUCCUCCAAGGACGAGAACAGGAUCGACCUGUCGAGGACGACGGAGGAGAACGAAAGGAUCGCAGGACUGGGCAUCGGCGCCGACUUCAACACCCUCGUCUCGAGAUCGGUGUCCGAGGUGUCCUUCACGCCCGUGAACAGCCGCUCGCGACACGGCCGCACCACCAGCAACGGCUCCACCUUCUCGACCAGCAGUGGUCUGCAGAGAUCGACCGCUCCGUACUCGCACACGUUGCGCCACACGCCGCGUCCCUACACGCCGCCCGUGACCAAGUCCUACGCAACGUCUGCGGUCAGCGACGGCGUGGACGAGCCGACCGACCUUGUCGGCGCCGACGGUCUGCGCCCCCGCUUCUACUCGGACAGUCACCACAACCGCUCCGGCUCUCACGGCUCGUUGCCGGCCUACCCCGCGCCUCUGCGCCUGCACACCAGCAGCUCCUUCACCCGCCUCAACACGUCGCAGUCGAGCAUACCCUCCAGCGGCGCCCCGAACAGCGCCAGGCCGCGCGGAGACACGCUGCGCUCCAUCGACACGGUCGGCUCGCCCAGCUCGCGCACCUCCUUCGACAAGGCCGUGUCGUUUCUGCGCCGCGGCCAGUCGAUCGACGAGCUCGACGCCGCGGCCGCCCGCGCGGCAUCCAUCCGGGCCCUGCGCGCCGCCUACAACGAGAAGGAGGAGGCCAAGGAGGCCAAGUAUCGCGCCAAGCAGGAGCGGCAGCGGCGCAAGAGCGACGCGGCCGCAGCGUCGUCGUCCUCCACCCCGGCCGGCCCGAACGAGAAGCGCGAGUUCGUCGGAAAGGCGUACGACGAGUACAGCGCCACCCACGCCAGCUCGCAGCCCAGGACCGAGAAGCGGUCGGCCAGGCCGCGGCUUGCCAUGGUCGCCUCCGCCGGGUCCGGCAGCAAGAGGGGCGUCAAGAGUACCUGGCUGCGGUUCCUGGCCUGGCUGCGCACGAGGCUGCUCAGGCUCAGCGGCCGGCGGCACAGACGAUGACAUGGACGCG